This is a messenger RNA of Linepithema humile (Argentine ant), 6967 nucleotides long. RefSeq names its product Discs large 5 (gene Dlg5). Gene Ontology annotation, biological process: negative regulation of hippo signaling. Gene Ontology annotation, molecular function: protein binding. Gene Ontology annotation, cellular component: plasma membrane. NCBI's taxonomy places the organism in Eukaryota, Metazoa, Arthropoda, Insecta, Hymenoptera, Formicidae. The record is from RefSeq and is a predicted model, not a curated record.
GGCUCCUCGCAUGAGCGACCGCAGUCAGCGCGCAGCAGGCAGCAGCUCGCUGGCGCUCGCUCGUCUGCGGUGUAGUUUCGUGCUGUGCGUUCAUAUUACCGACGACAUUAUAGAGAAGACCGAGCGGGUGGCCGCCCGCCGAGCGGGAGACGCACGCACACAGCCAGCGACGGGCAGAGCCGGACGAACCAAAAUGGCUAAUUGUCAGACUGGUUGGUGCAGCAGGCGAUACCUGCCGCUACGUGCUACGUUGCUGGCGUACGAGGACGAGCGUUGGUAGGUGGUGGUGCCGCGGCCUGCCUCUGUUUCACUCCCUCUCGCGCACUCUCUCUUCUCGCAGCGCCCUGAGACCCAUCACGGAGAAGCAUGGCUUCUGGUGCAUCCUCCUUGGACAGCGCUGGGAGUAGUGAUGGUGCACUUAACAUGGAGGGGGAUAGCGGGAGCUAUGGCAGUGUCGGAAGCCCGGUUGGUGGCCCCGAAUGCCGUGGCGACUAUGACGGUUUGCAGGCACAGUGCGAUCAGGCGAUGCGACAUCAGAUUCAGAUACUUAGGCAUAAGCACUCCGAAACCAUGAGACGGUGUGAGCAUACUAUGAAGGAAUUGGAGUACUAUCGCGGGCAACACAUAGCAGUCAUGAAUCAACUUGAGGCUACGUCGCAAGAGAAUUCUGCGUUACGGGCGAAAUAUGGCGAUCUGGCGAACGACAAGCAACGACUGGACCGGGAGGUCCAGACAUUUCAGAAGGAAUUGUCGGAACUGCAGCGCAUUCAGAACCAGGAGGUUCUCUCCGAUGCCGCGGGCAACGAUUCCAUGAAUCAGCAUUAUUUGUCAGCGUUGCGAAAAUACGAAGCCGUGAAGGACGAGUACGAUUCUCUGAGAAAACGAUACGACGACUUGAUAGCGUCUCAUUCAUCCGCAGUUAAUAAGCUAGAGUUGUCGCAAGAGGAAGCCAAGAGGCUGAAGAAGCAAUACGACAGCGUUCUCGAGGAGCGCAACGGCGCGGUCCGCGAGCGCAACGGUCUCAAGCAGCAGUGCACCGCCGCAAUACGCCAGUGGGACAUCGCUUUGAGAGAGAGAAACGAGUAUCGCGAAGCGCUCGCUAAGGUGCAGCAGCAGCACGAGGAGGCGGUGAAGGAGAUCAAUCAGGCUAUGGUGCUGCGCAUGAAGGCCAGCAAGGAUAUGAAACGACUUACCGAGGAACGAAAUGCCGCUCUGCAAGAAUACAGCCUGAUCAUGGGCGAACGAGACACGGUGCACAAGGAGAUCGAGAAGCUGGGCGAUGACCUCUCGCAGGCGUACGCGAAAGCCACGCAUCUGGAAACACAAAAUAAGCAGCUCAUUGAAGAGAAGAAAGCGUUGUCUUAUCAAAUCGAGACGUUGAAGAGGGAGAUCUCCUCCGCCAUGCACGACAGGGACGAGGCCCUGAAGCUGUGCAACGAGCUGCGACAGAAGUUUGGCGAUUACUCCGAGGGCUCCAGCAGAGAGUACAUGCAUCGUUUGGAGCUCAACUCGUUCAGUCGCGAGCGCGACAGCGUCAGCAAGGAAGCUGAGAAGGAGACUAAUACGAGAGAUUACGCGACGCGAGACAAGCAGCGCAUGGACAAUCUAGAGCAGGCUAAUCUGGAGCUAGAUAAGCUCAGGAAAUCCGUCGAUACGCUGCAAGCGGAACUCGAAGAGGCCAUUGAGGAGGCCGAGGUAUGCAAGAGGAGGCGGGACUGGGCCUUCAGCGAGCGCGACCGGGUUGUACUGGAGCGAGAGAGCAUAAGAGGUCUGUGCGACCGACUGCGGAAAGAGCGCGACAGCGCGGUCACCGAACUGGCCGGCGCUCUGCGCGACUCCGACUCCAUCAAGAAGCAGCGGAACGAGGCGUCCAAGGAGCUCAAGGACCUGAAGGAGAAGAUCGAGUUCGGCGAUCACGCGCUGCGCACCAGCCAAUUGGCACAGAUCGACGAGGGCAACGAGAUUUGGGAGAUGAUUCCGAUUCACGUGGAGCCCGGCAGAGUCUCCUUGGACUCGGAUCGCGAUCUCGGAGUCAUUCUCGUCGGCGGCCGCGACAGUCCGUAUUAUCCGAACGAUACCGGCGUUUACGUCGCGCAAGUUACGCAGGGUUGCGCCCUCGACGGCAAAUUACGGGCCAACGACUGCAUCGUGCGGGUGAACAAUGUCGAUUGCACGUCAGUGUCGACGCGCGUUAUCUUGGAGACUCUACGCUCGUCCAGCGUCAAUCCGACCACUCUGAUUGUGAGACGGCGCCGAAUGACCAGACGGUCGUUGAGAACCACGCAGCUAUCAGUCGGCACCGUGCCGCACGGCAUCACUCUCGACCUCGGUAUCUAUAUCUCGAAAAUAUCGCCCGGUAGCUUGGCCGCCAAGGAUGGAAAUCUCUCCGUGGGAGAUCGAGUACUGAACAUUAAUAGUAAACCGAUGGAUACUGUAACGACGGCGCAUGAAGCGAUGGAUAUCUUGAACGACACGACAGUGGACGUGCUAACGAUCACGACGUUGAAGGGUAUCCCGGUACCAUCCGCCUCCAGCUCGGAGACGAUAGACGGCGGCUUCGCUGCGGAAAAGCAGAAGAUGGUGAACAGCUGCUCGCAAACCGAGCAGGAGAGAAUGAUGCUGAAGGCCUCAUCGGACGAUUACGAGAGGCGAUACCUUUCGACGAACUUGGACCGUAGCGUCUACAAAGCCGCGAAAUCGGUGAGCGGCGAAAAGUCGAGCGGCAUCAGCAACGCCUGGGACAAUUUCCGGGAGAAGAUCGACAUAGUACGCGGCCGCAAGCACAGCAAGGAGCGCGACGACAGCAAGAAGAAGGGCCACCGCAACUCCAGCCCGAACACGUUCGAGCAGGAGCAGGACGCGAUAGCGGAGCUGGACUCGGUGAUCGAGAGUUACCACAAGAAGGCGAGCAACAGCAACAACGGCGUGCUGAAGCGCAGCAAGCGCCGCGGCACGGAGAAGAUGGAGAAGAACGGCGGCACGUGGCCGAAGGCGCGCGGCGGACCUCUCAUACAAAACGGGACCGGUACUAUUUUACAUCCGCGCAAAUCGAAAGAACGUUUCCCCCUAAGUGUUCUCCUGCACUCACCGAGAUACGAUAACUACAAUUGCAAUCGUAUCUCGAAUCCCAUCCCCCUGACCAACUUUUCCAAUGUCAAUAAUCGUCAUACCGUUUACAAAGCAGUGGAGACGCCGCUACCGAGCUUCACCAAGACCGGACAGCUCUUUAGUCAGAAGUCGUCGUUCGCGCCGGCGGUGCAGUUCAAGGACAUCCCGAUCGACGGCGGCAGUAAGAAGCCGCCGUCGACGGAGUUCGAGAGCAGCGUGUCGGACACCGGGCGGCUGGGUUCCGCGCUGGCGCCGUCCGAGACUAGCAUCGACUUCUCGGUCAAGUCCGGCGGCGCCGGCCGCGACCUCGACGCGUACUUUGCGAGCAAACGGCCGCAGAAGUACACGACCGGCGGCAGCAGCGACACGCAGGUGACGACGGAUACGCUGCAGCACAAUCGCGCGCACUCGCAGCUCUACUCGUCGGGCAUCGGCGGUUCGUCUACGUCCGCCGCGUCGUCCGCCAGCGGGCCGGCAUCCCGCCAGCAGAUCGCGCCCGGUAACUUUCCAUUCCCCCCGCAUCAUCCGUACGCGGCGUCGUCGCACACGCACCAUCCGCAUCCGCAUUCCGCCCAGCACCAGAACUCCCUGCCCUCGCGCUAUCCCUCGCCGCCGUCGCUGCCGUCCGCGCAGUCCGGCGAGUCGAUAGGCCUGCCCGACGCACGUACCUACUGUUUCGAGCCCCCGUACAGCCCCGGGCCGUCGCAGACGUCCGCGUUCGGCCACUUGCACACUCCCUCCGUAGACCUGCACUAUCACAAGUCGCGCGCUCUCUCGCUCGGCAUACCUUGCGACACGGCGGCGGCCGUCUACGCGCACGGAUACGAAGGCGGCACGCUGCCCGGCCGGAAGGAGGAUCAGCGCAUUCGUAUACCGUCCAACACCAGCGUCACGUCCAAGAGCAGCGUCGGCAAACUCUCCACCGGUAGCAUAGAGAGAACGUCGGAGCGCGGCAGCCCGAUGCCAACGUUCCACGUGGAGGUGUUGAGCCCGGGCACCGGCGGCAACAGCGGCACCGGAAGCACCAUCGGCACCGUGCGAGGAAGCGGCGGCAAUAAGCGCGCCAGCAUGCCGGACUACUGUUACUCGCAACCGCGCCCAGCGCCCGGCGAGCUACGCCGCGUGCACAUCGACAAAUCCGUCGAGCCGUUGGGCAUUCAGAUCUCGUGCCUGGAAAGCGGCGGCGUGUUCGUAUCCACCGUGUACGAGCACAGCUUGGCGUCGCAGGUCGGUCUGCAGAUCGGCGAUCAGCUGCUGGAAGUCUGCGGCAUCAAUAUGCGGAGCGCGACCUAUCAGCUGGCCGCCAACGUUCUACGUCAGUGUGGUAACUCGAUCACGAUGCUGGUGCAGUACAGCCCGGACAAAUACACCGAACUAGAGGGCUCGGCGUCCUCGAGUUCAUCCGAGGCCGGUGACGGCGCGGCGACCGGCAGUCGCAGCGGCUCGCCGACGCCGUGCAACAGCCCGGAGGCGCCUCGCAAGAGCACGAUGGAGACGCUGGAGUCCGCUGAGCCGGAACGCGACACUACCACCAUCACCAUCACCACUACCACCGCACCGACCGUCACCACCACCGCCGCUGCCGUUCCGACUAUGAGCACGCUACGCGUCGAGCGGGAUAUGCGACCGUCCGCUUCGCUGGAGGUGAGAAGCACGCAGGACCGGGAGCCCCAUCGCGAGAUGCGACCGUCCGCGUCGCUGGAUACUGGACGGCUGGACAUCAACAUCCGCAAGCCGGAACUGCGUCCCUCCGCCACGCUCGAUCGAUUGACUCGCGCGCAGAUGCUGCGGCAGAACGCGCUGAGGAGCCCCACUCAGGAGGAUCAGAAUCGCAAGCCACCGCCGAGCAACGAGCCCAGAUAUCUCCUGAUCGAGACGAGAAAGUGCUCGAAUCUCGGUAUAUCGCUGGUCGGCGGCAACGGCGUCGGCAUCUUCGUUCAUUCCGUUCAGCCGGGCUGUCUCGCCGAGGAGGCCGGUCUGUUCGCCGGCGACAGGAUUCUCGAGUACAACGGCGUGGAUUUGAGACAGGCGACCGCCGAGCAGGCCGCGCUCGAGCUGGCUCGACCAGCCGACAAAGUCACAAUGGUCGCUCAGUACAUGCACGACCGAUACAACGAGGUGAAGGACAAGCCGGGCGACAGCUUCUACGUGAAGGCGAUGUUCGAUCGCACCGGCGAGGUGGGCGACAGUCUGCAGCUGAGAUUCAGCAAGGACGACAUCCUGUACGUGGACAACACCAUGUUCAACGGCACGCCGGGUCACUGGCGCGCCUGGAUAGUCGACUCGACCGGGCGUAGGCAGACCUGCGGGAUCAUCCCCAGCAAAUUCAAAGUUGAGGAAGAAUUGCUGCUACGACGGUCGCUGGGCGAUUUGGAGCAAGACACGGGCAAGCGCAGCAAUACCAGUGCGAGAAGGAGCUUCUUCCGCAGAAAGAAACACCAGCAACGAUCGUCCAGCAGUAGAGACAGCAAGGAGAUGCAUCUCAGCGCGUCUGGCACGAUCAACCUGGGAUGGUAUAGCGAUAGCGGAACGCUGAACGAGGACAGUCUCCCGGCGAGUUAUCAGCGCGUUGAGAGACUCGACUAUCCCAGCCUGAGACCUGUGCUGAUCAUCGGUCCGCUCAACGACUGCGUGGCGACGAGGCUUGCGCAAGAAUAUCCGGGGCAGUUCACCAGAUGUCUGGCGGAGGCGAUGCAUUGUUCGCAGUCGGCCUUGGAGCAAGGCAUACGUGACGCAAUCUACGUGGAUUAUAAGAAGAAGGGCAAUUACUUCGAGUGCACGACGGUGCAGGCUGUUAAGGAUUUAUGCGAGAAGAAUAUACAUUGUAUUUUGGAUGUAUCGAUGGCUUCCAUCGAGAGGCUUCACAGACAUCAAAUCUAUCCGAUCGUGCUGUUAAUCAAAUUCAAGGAUAGGACGCAAAUUAAAGAGGUGAAGGAUUCCAGAUAUAUGAGUGAUAAAAUCAGUACAAAGGCUGCGAAAGAGAUGUUUGAGCAGACGCUCAAGAUAGAAGCAGAAUAUAAGCAGUUCAUCUCCGCCAUAAUCCCGGCAGGCGUGAACGUGGCAUAUAUAUGCACGCAAGUGAAAGCCUCGGUAGACGAGGAGCAGAGCAAAGCGCUAUGGAUUCCUAGAGGGGGUCCCUGACACAAAAGGGGGGGUCCCCACAAGCCGCAGUGGAAGUCAAUCUAAAUUCCACCAGGGGGCCCUUACGUCGUGCACACGUGCAAAAAUUGCUAUGCAAAAUCGAGUCUUUUAUUUAUGGUCUCUUGAUUUUCCGAAGGAAGAUACGACACCGCACGCGAAUUCUUCAUUUAGCGAAGAUUCGCCGCUUCCGAUCGUGCUAAUCGCUCAAUUUGGUUGUGAUAAUACGAAUUCUUGCAGUCCAUUUUGUUUUAGCGCAUUUAACUCGUUGAAUUAUUGCAAGUAUAAUGCAGGUACGUUUAUUUCAUAGUUUUUUUUUUCCGUCGCAUUUCGUUCGGUUGCUACUUGAAAACUGAAUUGUUUCGCUGUUUUUUAAUUAUGUGAACUUUUCUUUUGUACUAUCCGCAUCAGUAUGUCAAUAUAUAGCUCAUCUGUGAUCAUUGAAUUUAUAAAGAAACUAUAUAAUCCGCGAAUACAAACACUAAAUUUAGGAUUUAGAUCAGCUUUUUUGAGAAGAUCACAAGUAAAAUAUCGAUGAAAUUGGUGCUUGCUUUUUCCAAAUACUCGCUUGUUGCUACUCGGCUGAAAGUGCUGCCAGACAAUUUGUGCUUAACAGCCAGCUUGCUUCGGUCUUUAAUCGCGUAUAAUUAAGCAAUGCAACGGGAAAUGCAGCUAACGAAACCAAUAAUUCGUACGAGACCAUAAGUGGAUCACUAAAAAA